Molecule: messenger RNA, 204 nt
Organism: Protopolystoma xenopodis
Lineage: Eukaryota; Metazoa; Platyhelminthes; Monogenea; Polystomatidea; Polystomatidae
Source: the annotation of a GenBank genome assembly
AUGUUGAAGAGAGAAAAUGAAAAAAACAGAAACAAGGCCAAUGAAGAGUGUGCAACGAAGCGAGAGGAGAACGGAGAAGGUAGAAUGCUGGUUGGAGAUUGGCGGACGGUGAGUGGAGGGGGUGGAAAGGAGGAGGAGGAGGAAGAGGAGGAGGAGGAGGGAAGAAUUGUAACCUCGAGUGUGAAAAGACAAUGGCAAAUGUAG